CGGGUGCCCCGCUCGGCGGUGUGCGCGGCCGGCAUCCUCCUCUCGCUCUACGCCUGGCACCUGGAGCGCGAGAAAGGCCGCGACGCCCGCUACCAGGCGCUGUGCGACCUCGGCGAGCGCGUCCGCUGCUCCGCCGCCAUCGCCUCCAGAUGGGGUCGAGGAUUUGGUCUGUUGGGUUCCAUCUUUGGAAAGGACAGUGCAAUAAAUCAGCCAAACAGUGUCUAUGGACUUUUAUUUUAUAUACUACAAUUGUUACUUGGUAUGACAGCAAGUGCAGUAGCAGCUCUAAUCCUCAUGACAUCCUCCAUAGUGUCUGUAGUAGGGUCUUUAUACUUGGCAUACAUUCUGUACUUCGUUCUGAAGGAAUUUUGCAUUGUCUGCGUCAUCACAUAUUUGCUGAACUUCAUUCUCUUUAUCAUCAACUACAAACGACUAGUUUACUUGAAUGAGGCCUGGAAACGGCAACUCCAACCUAAACAGGAAUAACACUUGUUUGAACUUUUGACUGACAGUCUGAAGACCUGACUUCCAUUAAGUUUAUUUUGCAGUAAUUUUUUAUUCAUAUCAGACACUUCCCCCUCCCCACCACAGAAUCAUAACUGAGUUUUUUAAUUACUGUAAAUUGGAAGGGGCCCUAGAUAAUUUCUGUGCUAAUCUUCAAUUUAAAGAUGGUUGCAAAACACGAAAGCUCAAAUACAAUCAAAGACAAGCUUUAACUUUACUUUGAGGAAGUUUCUUAGCCACAAAAUGUAGAUUUUCCACCCCCUCCACUUGUAAAGUGGGUUACACUUGGUAGAAGAAUAUCCUUUGUGUAUAAAUUCAGUUUCAGAUAUAACAAGAUGUGAUCAUGACACUUAAAUAUUCUAGAAUAGAGGUACUGUAUUUAAUGUUGCCAUGUUUACAGUAUGUGCAUUAUUACAUUUUUAGCUGAUGGACUUGACACAGACAUUUGACUAGAACAAUUGUACUGUAAAUAAAACUAGAAAUAUUGGAACCAUCCCUGCAAAACUGUCAUUGUACAGUCAGGUUUGUUAGCAUAGCAACUUGGAGAAUAUUCAACUUUAUAGUUGAUUGGAAUAAUGGCAGGAUUAAGCCAAUGUAGAAAACAUCUUAUGAGAAAUGGUAGUAGUAGUGAGUGCAGCAACAGAAGUGGACGUUCAGUUUUUUGGUCCCUUUUUUGGUCCCCAUUAGUGAAAAUGGAGUUGCGAUGGCUAUUAUGCAUGCUCUAUAAUAACCUGCCGUUGGAUAUUAAUGCAAGGGGGUGGGAGGGGUGAGAUGCUGAAAUUGGAGAGAUCUCUUAAAAUAGUUGAAUUUUUAUUCUGAUCUGCAUUUUAGUUUUAAACAAGUGUUAAAGCCAAACAGUGUUACCAAUAUUAAUCUGGCAUUAUGCUGAGAGCUGCAUAAUGAAAUUGCAAUUUGUAGUGGACUGGUGACCUACUGGAUUAGCCAAGUAAUACUCUGAACAAGCAGACACUUGGUUGAUCUUGUCCAGGAUCUUUGGUUUGUGCUAUAUUUAGAAAUGAACUUUAGGACUGACACGUAUUGCCCUUCUAAGGGGCCUUAUCUGUAAAGCGGGGUAAGUAGGUAAAUGUGCUCUUGAGACUGAAACGGCUCUUUCAUUGCUCUUUCAAAAACAAAACAAAACACAAACGUUUUAAUUUUUUAAACUGCAAAUCUGAACCGAUGGAAACAAAAUCGCAAAAGAUGUUUCUACACUCGCUAUCCUAGAAUGGAAUGAUAAAAGUGCCUUCUGUCUUAAAAUAUUAAACCAAAUAGUUUGUGUGUUAAACUUGGCAGGCAGAAGUGUCCUUGCUUUUUAAAAAAAAAAAAAAAA
Molecule: messenger RNA, 1834 nt
Organism: Alligator sinensis (Chinese alligator)
Lineage: Eukaryota; Metazoa; Chordata; Crocodylia; Alligatoridae
Gene: VKORC1L1
Product: vitamin K epoxide reductase complex subunit 1 like 1
Exons: 3
Biological process (GO): peptidyl-glutamic acid carboxylation; vitamin K metabolic process
Molecular function (GO): vitamin-K-epoxide reductase (warfarin-sensitive) activity
Source: RefSeq, a predicted model, not a curated record